Molecule: messenger RNA, 849 nt
Organism: Cyphellophora attinorum
Lineage: Eukaryota; Fungi; Ascomycota; Eurotiomycetes; Chaetothyriales; Cyphellophoraceae
Exons: 1
Coding region: 1-849 (282 amino acids)
Source: RefSeq, a predicted model, not a curated record
AUGAACGAUCACGACUGGACAGAGGCUUUGGACCAUGAACCGAACAGUCGACCACUUACCGACAACGAAGUAAUCACUGAAAUCUUGCAGAGACUCCAAGAUCUCGAUAGCACGCCGACAUCCGCCCAGGCGGACCUCCAAGCGCGUCUGUCGAUAGCUCGCAGUCUAAUAAGACGUAUUGACUCCCUAUCUCUCCUGUCAUCUCCAGAACGGUUCGAAAGCCAACUGCAGAUCGUGUCCGGACUACAAAAUUUGGCGUACUACGACACUGCUCAAGGUGGUGUCGAGGAUAUUGCUUCAUGGUGCCUGAGAGCCUAUCUGCAACUUAUGGCACAGGGCCAUGAAGACUCGGCCGAGGUGCUUGCAGGCAUAGGUCGGGGCUGGCUGCUUCGCGUGCAGGCAACAUUAGCACGGAUCCACCGCUACGACGGAAGUUCCUCCAGCGGCACAUCAAGCGACCGCCCCAGCUCGAUGGCAAAUUCCACUGAACGUGUGGGAUCAUUUACAGCCUCAGAAGACGCCCGCGAAUUUGCCCGUCAAACGAUCGAGGCAAAUGCUCGAGCAGGAGGUGCGGACUAUGUUGAAGCUAGAGGAAUGCUGUUGCCUGCAACAGAGUACCUGCAGAGAUCCGUGGAAGCGGCGGAACGAAACGGGACUCUAGAAGGUUCUCUGCUGAGUCUCGCGGCAGAAGCCUUUCUGUCAAUGGGGAAUGUGUCGUAUUCCCACCAUAGCGAGCAGUACUUCCAGAUGGCAGUGCGGUACCUCCAGAUGGCGCAUCGCAUCCCGGAUUACCGGUUGUCACCCUACUUGCAAAGCUAUUUGGACGAGUUUGGGCGCUUGUUACCCUGA